Messenger RNA from Neogale vison (American mink), 2247 nucleotides. It is a transcript of the gene TTC12, whose product is annotated as tetratricopeptide repeat domain 12. The record is from RefSeq and is a predicted model, not a curated record. NCBI's taxonomy places the organism in Eukaryota, Metazoa, Chordata, Mammalia, Carnivora, Mustelidae. The transcript has 22 exons. Bases 31 to 2145 code for a protein of 704 amino acids. Gene Ontology annotation, molecular function: protein binding.
CCCUGGGCGUGUCAGGUACUCUGGUUGACAAUGGCUGACGAUCACGAGAAAGAUUUGCAGAAAUUUCUUAAAAAUGUGGAUGAAAUCACCAGUUUAAUCCAAGAGAUGAAUUCUGAUGACCCGCUUGUACAGCAGAAAGCUAUCCUGGAGACAGAAAAGAGACUACUGUUUACAGAGGAAGUCCACGAGGAGGACGGGUGCUGGACCACUCUGAACAAGACCAUGAUCAGUCCUCCGCAAGCUCCUCUGGAGAAUGCAGAUGGGAUAAGCUCAGAAGCCUUUUUGGCAUCUAUGGAGUUGGAUGCAAGAGAACGUGCCAGGAGAAGAAGGGAAAACAAAGUCUUAGCAGAUGCCCUAAAAGAAAAGGGGAAUGAAGCCUUCGCCAGAGGGGACUAUGAAGCAGCCAUCGUGUGCUACAGUGAGGGUCUGGACAAGCUGAAGGACAUGAAGGUGCUCUACACCAACAGGGCCCAGGCUUAUCUAAAACUCGGGGACUACCAAAAGGCAGUAGUGGAUUGCGAGUGGGCUCUGAAGUGUGAUGAAAAAUGCACAAAAGCCUAUUUCCACAUGGGAAGAGCCCACCUGGCCCUGAAGAACUACAGUGUGGCUAGAGAGUGUUAUCAGAAGAUCUCAGAAAUAAACCCCCAACUGCAGGCCCAGGUGAAAGAUUACCUGAAUCAAGUGAAUCUCCGGGAGAAAGCAGACCUUCAAGAGAAGGAAGCCCACAGAUCGCUGGAUGCGGGAAAGAACACGGCCGUGACCGUCAGAAAUCUCCUGGAGACGCUGUGCAAGCCCGAUCAGACCCCCUUAUUCUACGCAGGAGGGAUUGAAAUCCUGACUGAAAUGAUGAAGGACUGCACGGAACAAACUUUAUUCAGGACACACAGUGGAUUCAGUCUCAUCAGCAAGAAUGCGGUCCUGAGAAGGUGCUUUUCCACAGCAGAAAAAGAUGCAGCGGAAGAGAUGGUGUGCGUGUGUGUCCUCAGGCUCUGGCAAGCAGUGUGCGCGGGGAACGAGGAAAACCAGCGCCUACUGCUGGAGAGCCCAGACCUGGGCCGGCUGCUGCCUUCCUUGCUGGCCUCCAGGGUUUUGACCGUCCGCCAGCAGAGCCUGGCCCUGCUCCUGCAGCUCGCGCAGACGGACCACGGACGGGGCCUGAUCAUCAGCCACCUUGACCUGACCCGAUUUUUGGAAGCCCUGGUGUCAUUUCUUGAUUUCUCAGAUAAGGAGGCCAACUCAGCUAUGGGACUGCUCACAGACUUGGCUCUGGAAGAAAGAUUCCAAGUCUGGUUCCAGGCCAACCUUCCAGGUGCGCUCCUGGCGCUCACAGGUGUUCUGAAGAGAGACCCCAUGAUAACCAACCCCUCAGCUCUCCGCCGGUGCAUUGCCCUCAUGGGGAACCUCAGUGCUGAGGCCGCCAUCCGAAGACAGAUGUCUGCCUCUGAAGAAUUCCGGGAGGCCUGUUUGGGCCUUAUGGUCCGGUGUGAGGAGGACAUGGGCCUGUUCAGAGAGAUCUUGUACAUGCUCCUGGGACUUGUGAUGAACUUGUGUCUUCAGUCCCCCAUCCUCUACGAGGUUUGGGCCUCGGAGGUGAGCAAGAGGUGCAUCUUUCUACUGAACAGCCAGGAUGGAGGGAUCCUGACAAGAGCUGCCGGUGUCCUAAGCCGCACCCUUUCUUCCUCCCGGAAGAUCGUGGAGGAGGCCCUGAGAGCCGGAGUGGUGAAGAAGAUGAUUAAGUUCUUGAAGACAGGGGGCCAGACGGCAUCACGCUACGCCAUAAAGACACUAGCUGUCUGCACAAACAGCUCUCACGAGGCGCGAGAAGAAGUGAUGAGACUGGAUAAAAAGUUCGGCAUUCUCCUGACGCUGCUCCGCUCCGAGGACGAGGUCGUGGUGGGCAAUGCCGCCCUCUGCCUGGGGAACUGCAUGGAGGCGCCCGGCGCGGCGACCUCCCUAUGGAAGACUGAUGUCGUGCAGCUGUUGCUGCGACACGCGGGGGGCGAUGCGCAGAAGACGGCCGUGCAGCUGAACGCGGGGAUCGCUCUGGGCAAGCUGUGCACGGCCGAGCCCAGAUUUGCCGCUCAGCUGCGGGAGCUGCACGGGCUGGAGAUUCUCAGCUCCAUGAUGAAGUACGUCGCUCAUUAAGACACGUGGUGUCUGUGCACGUUUUUCACAAAUGCAGAGCCGGGUGCUGUGGGUGGUCCCGGUGCUAAUAAAGACUUUCCGAAUGUCCGCUCCAGAGAUGAA